This is a messenger RNA of Raphanus sativus (radish), 913 nucleotides long. RefSeq lists its product as uncharacterized. Lineage: Eukaryota; Viridiplantae; Streptophyta; Magnoliopsida; Brassicales; Brassicaceae. The coding region runs from base 87 to 710 and encodes 207 amino acids. The transcript has a single exon. Gene Ontology annotation, cellular component: plasma membrane. The record is from RefSeq and is a predicted model, not a curated record.
CAAUCAAAUUAAUCUUUGCUCCUAUCUUUUCCUACCAAUUAACUAGAAACCAGUUAUAUACAUCUCCAUCAAAACCCUCUCUAGCAAUGGCUCCUCAAAACCAACAGCCUAGGCGAACGCAACCGCAACCGCUGCCAGGUAGGGGUUUGAACCCCGUCCUAUGCAUCAUCUUUGCUCUUGUCCUCCUAGGACUCCUUGUGGGUCUCGCUAUAUUGAUCACAUACCUCACCCUCAGGCCAAAGAAACUCGUCUAUACGGUAGAAGCCGCCUCGGUCCAAGAUUUUGCCAUAGCCAAGGACGAUCACAUUAGCGCCAAAUUCAACUAUGUGAUCAAAUCAUACAACCCGGAGAAACAUGUCUCCGUGAGAUAUCACUCCAUGCGCAUCUCCACGGCUCACCAUAACCAGUCAGUGGCUCACAAGGAGAUCCCUGCCUUCAAGCAGCGUCCUAAGAACGAUACAAGGAUUGAGACACAGCUUGUGUCCCACAACGUCGCAUUGUCUAAGUUUAAUGCUAAGGACUUGAGGGCUGAAACGACCAAAGGGCUGAUCGAAAUGGAAGUCUAUAUAACGGCUAGAGUGAGUUACAAGACGUGGAUUUUUCGGUCAAGGAGACGUACGUUGAAGGCUGUAUGUACGCCAAUAAUGAUCAACGUUACGGCGAACUCGUUGGAUGGAUUUCAGAGAGUUUUAUGCAAAACUCGUCUUUAGUUUGGAUUAUUUAUCAACUUGAAAUGGUUCGAUUUGUGUGCAUCAAUACGUUUAUAAGUUAAUUUGCCAUGUGUCCUUGAUUGAUUGUGUGUAUGUGUGUGUUUCUUUUGAAGUUCUUUGUUUUUUUUGUUCUUUUGUAUGCAUUCACUUAUCCAUUUUUAUCUUCUCAUUAUUAUUCUUUUUAUAUGAUAAAAUGUUUUAUA